AUGAAGGAACCGACGACAAAUGCGAGUGUCAGCGAACCACUGAUGGAGAAAAUCUUGACAGAUGUCACGCUUCAUCCGAAGAUACUAAAGGAGAAUGAUGGAACAGAGUCCCGUGAUAAAAGCGCCACAAGUUGUGGCAUUUUCGGAUUUCAUCCUGUAUGUCUUCAACGUUUUUCAACAAUUAAUACCUAUUACGUGCUCCACUUGUUGACGGUUCUGACGUUUUCAUUCGGCAUGAGCGUGACGAUCGUGAGCAUCACUGGCCUUCAGAAACGCUAUGGACUAUCCAGCGGGUUCAUGGGAUUGUACAACAUGUUGCGGGAUAUUGUAGACAUCGUGUCUGUUGUCGUCGUGACAUAUUUCGGGGGCCGUCCCAAUAGCCACAGACCGAGGUGGGUGGCGGCCGGGCUGUUCGUGUGUGCCUUUGGAUUUCUUGUGAAAUCGGCAACGCAGUUUGUCUCCCCUCCUUACGACUACGAACAACUACGCUUCCAAAAAGACGAAGCUGGUUCCAGCGAAUUGUGUAGUAGCGCAAAUUUUAACUACUCACACAAUUUAUACGACGACGCCAGAUGUAAAGACGUCAGUUCGCAUGGUUCGGUCGUUCCUAUUGGAUCGGAGGCAGUCAUAUUAUUAUUGAUCAGCAAUGCUAUCAUUGGAGUGGGAAAUACCCCAAUCUUCACAUUAGGGAUUGCCCAUAUUGACGACAAUGUUAGCAAAAAAAGGUCACCUUUGUACAUGGGUGUAUUCUUUGCAACCUUCUGCAUCGGUCCAGUAAUUGGCAUGCCGAUGGCUUCGUACUUUACAAAUUUAUACGUCGACUUUUAUCGAGUAGAGAACGUUGCCAUUGACCCCAGUGACCCACGAUGGGUUGGAGCAUGGUGGCUCGGUUACAUCGUGAUUGCUUUGAUGAUGACUGUCAUAUCCUGCAUGUUACUGCUUGUACCCAAACGACCAUCAAACACAAAUUGUGGAAUCAAGAAAGACCCACCAAAGACAGAAAAAGCAAGUCAUGGUAAAAAAUUAAAAGACUAUUCCCGAACGUUAGUGCGACUGAUUUGCAAUAUGACGUUAGUAUGUAUUAUCCUAGCCAGGACUUCAAUUUACGCCUUCUACGGCGGUGUGGCAAUGUUCUAUGGAAAGUAUAUAGAAGAGCAAUUCCGAGUGACAACUGCUCUGUCCGGUAUUCUGAUGGCCGGGUGCCUUAUUGCCCCUGCUUGUUUUGGAUUUCUUGUGUUUGGCUCAGUUCUACGCCGCUGGAAUCCAACUAUAAUUCAAAUGGCGAAAUUAGUGGUAGCACUAGCCAUAGGGACCUCAAUUGUACCAGUGUUGCUGCUGAAACUUGGUUGCGACCCCGAACAGUUUGCUGGAGUUACUACUUCUCAUCAUCAUAGCCCAUUCUUCGCGCCAGACGACACUUCAAUCAAUCAACUGAAAACAUCAUGCAACUCUCAAUGCGCAUGCUCAGCUAACUAUGACCCAGUGUGUGCAUCGGACAAUAUAACUUAUUAUUCUCCUUGUUAUGCUGGGUGCACACAGGCUUCUGGAAACAAGACAUUCACUGAGUGUCAGUGCGCACUUGAAGAUCACAACUGGGACAAUGCUACCUUCAUCGUAGAGGGCGUAGCGACCAGUGGGAUGUGUGGCGAGCCUUGUCAAAAUAUGUUGAUAGCCUUUAUCACCCUUAACGCGAGUAUGAGUCUCAUGAUGUCUGGCAUCAUGGUAACCGAGAUGAUGAUCAUCUUAAGAAACAUGGAUGCACUGUGUGAACGGAUUAGACAUUACCCUAAAAUUAUCGUUAACUGUAAAACAUUAUGGGCUGUCCUGACAAGACCACCUUUUAUCGUAGGACAAUGCGGCCUCGCAAUUCAAAAGUACCAGGCGGAGAUGGAAAUUACGGAGAACAACAUAGAUGGUGGCAAUAGACGGAUUGGAAAAGAGCAGCUCAUCAACGAGAAUGGAAACGAGAAGAAAGAAUCGGACGACGACAUCAAAGUUAUUGAUCCUGAUAUGAUGUGCGGUAUUGGAAGAUGGCAACCCAAAUUCCUCCAGUGUUUUGCAAAUAUAAAGUGUGUCUUCUUCCUCUUCUGUACCGCAAAUUUUCUCUUCAGCUUCAGUUUCAGCGUCUUCAUAUCCACCAUAACAAGUAUCCAGAAGCGUUACGCGCUUCCGAGUUUGUUCUUCGGUCUAAAUGCGACUCUUUUUGAUAGCGCGACUUUACUAAGCGUCCUGUUCGUUGCGUACUUGGGAGGCAGACCCGGAAGCCAUCGCCCGCGUUGGGUUGGUAUAGGAUUAGUGCUCGGGGCGAUAAGCUUAUCGUCUAUUUCUUUGAACCAUUUCAUGUCGUCGCCAUAUGAAUACGGUAAAGUGGAUUUAAAAUCAAAUAUAACUACACUGUGUUCCGAAGAGUAUGACUACAUGAAAGUAAACCGUAGCUUAACGGAUUGCUCGUCGGACAGCGCACGCGCGGCAGAGUCGGAUAGUGUAAGGAUGGCAGUUAUGAUGCUAUUAGGGCAUACAUUGGCAGGAAUAUGCUACACUCCGUUAGUUGUAUUAACACCUACAUACUUAGACGAUUUCAUUGGUAAAAAGAAAUCACCACUAUAUUUAGGUAUAUUCUACGCUAUGUAUUCUCUUGGACCAGUCGUUGGAUUCCCCUUCUCCUCUAUCUUCGUCAGCAUAUAUGUGGAUGUGGGUCGGGUUGACUUGACAACCGUGGAUUUAACUCCAGACGACGCGCGAUGGGUCGGCGCUUGGUGGUUGGGGUUCAUCGUGGAAGGGAUUUUGACGUUGAUGGUUGCCAUUCCGUUGUUAUUUGCACCAAAGAAACUGGCGCUGUCAAAAGAUAAAUUGAAUGAUGUGAUGCAGGAGAGAAAACACGAAAUAUCGCUGAAAAACAACGAUGGGGAUGACGAUGAAAACGCUGCGGGCCAAGAAGCGUUGAAACGAAUCAAAGAAUUUCCAAAAGCUCUUGGUCGGUUAUUCACAAACUUGUCCCUCAUUUCUAUCGCAAUCGCUUACGGACUAGAGGUUGCCAUUAUCUCAGGAUUGGUGACUUUCGCCACUAAAUACACAGAGGUACAAUUUCGCAUUUCUGCUACAAUGAGCGCUAAUAUAACCGGUGUUGGUCUCGUUAUAUCUUCUACCAUUGGUACAUUGCUUGGUGGAUACUUCCUAAGACGUUUCAAACCCGACCUGGUAACAACUGUCAAAUAUGUUGUUAUUAUUGCUAUAUUAAACGUAUUUCUACCGAUACCAUUGUUGUUCUUGGGAUGUAAUAAUGAAGAGUUUGCUGGGGUAACCAUUCCAUACCAAGAGAGAAACAUCGUCACUGUCAAUGACACAUGGGAAAGUGAAGACUUGUGGCCUGACUCUCCACUGGUGUCACCGUGUAACAUAUAUUGCGACUGCACAGAUAGUAGGUACGAUCCGGUGUGUGGCAGUGACGGUAUUACAUACUUUUCCUCGUGCUUUGCAGGCUGCACUGAAACAGCCACACAUAAGAACUUUAGUUCGUGUUCAUGUAUAAACCCUGGAACCUCAGUAUUAUCUGAACAGACAGCCCAGAUUGGCAUAUGUGGAUGGCAGUGUACAUCUAUGUUGAUCCUUUUCACAGUCGUCAUCUUUAUCGAGAGUCUCAUCGCUUCACUACCACUAACUGCUUUUGUGAUUAUAACAUUUCGUUGUGUUGCUCCCGCUGAUAAACCGUUUGCCCUUGGGAUUCGUCAACUGUUUGCUCAAGUACUCGGAUGGGUACCAACGCCUAUUUAUAUGGGCAUUAUCAUCGACUCGACCUGCUUGUUAUGGAGCCAAAGUCAGUGCAGCGAAUUCAGCACUUGUUGGCAAUACGAUCUCUUUGAUUAUCGUUAUAAGCUAUUCACCUUUCAAAUAGUUCUCAAGAUAUUAGCUCUUCUUAUGUACACCAUAUGUUGGCAGUCGCUAAAACGAAAAGAAGAGAAAGGUACGCUCCUUGAAAUUAGGGAUGUGAAUCUGAACUUGAACACUGACAAUGCGGAAGUUGUCUACUUAUAA
This is a messenger RNA of Saccoglossus kowalevskii, 4032 nucleotides long. Its product is annotated as solute carrier organic anion transporter family member 5A1-like. Gene Ontology annotation, molecular function: protein binding. Gene Ontology annotation, cellular component: basolateral plasma membrane. The record is from RefSeq and is a predicted model, not a curated record. Gene Ontology annotation, biological process: transmembrane transport; sodium-independent organic anion transport. Lineage: Eukaryota; Metazoa; Hemichordata; Enteropneusta; Harrimaniidae.